Messenger RNA from Drosophila santomea, 706 nucleotides. RefSeq names its product 60S ribosomal protein L12 (gene RpL12). The record is from RefSeq and is a predicted model, not a curated record. Gene Ontology annotation, cellular component: ribosome; cytosolic large ribosomal subunit. NCBI's taxonomy places the organism in Eukaryota, Metazoa, Arthropoda, Insecta, Diptera, Drosophilidae. The transcript has 5 exons. Bases 149 to 646 code for a protein of 165 amino acids. Gene Ontology annotation, molecular function: structural constituent of ribosome; large ribosomal subunit rRNA binding. Gene Ontology annotation, biological process: translation.
UUCAAUUCCGCGUUUCAGUUUUUACAGUUUUUAUUCCGAUAGCACUGGGCGAUACAUCACUUGCAAACGGUCCUCCCGGAAAUCGAUAGCUUCUUUUUUCUUUUUCUGUGUGUCUUUUUUGCGCGACUGUUCAAGCCAAGAUACCGCAAUGCCUCCCAAAUUCGACCCGACGGAAGUUAAAUUGGUGUACCUGCGUUGCGUGGGCGGAGAAGUCGGUGCCACAUCCUCCCUGGCCCCCAAGAUCGGUCCCCUCGGUCUGUCGCCCAAGAAAAUCGGUGAUGACAUCGCCAAGGCCACCUCCGACUGGAAGGGUCUGAAGAUCACCGUCUGCCUGACCAUCCAGAACCGACAGGCUGCCAUCUCCGUGGUUCCCUCCGCCGCCUCGCUGAUCAUCAAGGCUCUGAAGGAACCCCCACGUGACCGCAAGAAGCAGAAGAACAUCAAGCACAGUGGAAACAUCGGUUUCGAAGACAUUCUGGCCAUCGCCCGCGUGAUGAGGCCCAGGUCCAUGGCCCGUGAGCUGAAGGGAACCUGCAAGGAAGUUCUGGGAACCGCCCAGAGCGUCGGCUGCACCGUUGACGGAAAGCACCCUCACGAUGUUAUUGACGAACUGAACGAGGGAUCCAUUGAAGUCCCCGCGGAAUAAACAGUUUUUGAUACAGAAUUAAUAAAUUGUACGCGAUACAGUCUGUAAUAAUUGACCCAA